CUGGGGACACCACAUCUUUCGAGCCGCUGUUGCUACAGGUACUUCUUCAAAGGGAAGAAAAGGUCAACCUUCCCUUUUCUAUGUUUUUCAUAUUUUUUUAACAAACAAUAUUGCCACACUCAGACGAUGUGGCAAAGUAUUCCGGUUGAGUAUUCAGCAAAAAUGCCGACAUUAUUAUGAAUGAAGAUAGUGGUGGUCAUCCUUACGCACCCACGCAUCUCCUCUUUCAUCAAGCUGCGUUGUUGGCUUUUUUUUUUUUUUUACGUUUCUACUAGGAUAUUACGAUUUUUAUACCUUGAAGAUUGUUUACACCAGCUCAAAAUAUGUCGCCUUUACGGUCUGUGCUGUUGGUAGGAGAAGGUAACUUCUCUUUUUCGGCUUCACUGUGCCAGUCCUUAAGAGGGUCUGACACCAUCGUUAUAGCCACUUGCCUGCAGCAAGAGGACGAGGCACUGCGGCACGAAGGGUCAGCCACUAACAUCCAGAUCAUCCGGGAGGCUGGUAGGAUCAUUCACUCAAGCCAGAUCUUUUCCCGUAUUUUAGAAAACAAAAUACCAGAACGUACUAACUGCAUCAGAGGAAAAAAGUAUAUGAUGAAAAUACAUGAGAUUACAAAUAUAAUGGGACCUAUGGGACUUGGAUUACAUGAGCCAUCCUAUUGCGGUGGAACAGUGCUAUUUGAUAUUGACUGCACAAAGCUGGGAGAAUGCAUGUCUCUUAAAGGCCAUUUGUUUGACCUUGUCAUAUUUAACUUUCCUCACUGUGGCAGAAAGAGUGGAGUUAAAAAGAAUAGAGAACUUCUGAAAAACUUCUUCCACAGUUGUGUUCGGGUGUUGUCUGAAGAUGGGGAGAUCCAUGUCUCCUUGUGUAAUGGGCAGGGAGGUACUCCGGCUGACCAGCCCAAGCGUGAAUGGCACAACAGUUGGCAAGUGGCAGCUAUGGCUGCAGAAGCUCAGCUCAUCCUCAGUGACAUCCGGCCAUUUGAAAGUGAGAAAUAUCAGAGCUACAAGUGCACUGGAUACAGGAGUCAAGAUAAGGGCUUCCAUGUAGAAAAGGCUCUGGUGCAUGUGUUCACCCACAGCCUGCCAUACGCUCCACCUCAGAGGCUGACCGUAGAGGAGACUGUCGAGGGGGAGAAGGUCCAGUACCAAAUGCCAGCAGAGCUCAGUGAUUACAUGUUCAGGGAAUUCCUCAAAUCAGGCUCAACUCACCCUGUUAAGCUUGUUCAAGACUUUGUUCUCAAAGGACUGGCAGAGAGUUGGUGUGUCUCCAUGAUAACUGAGACCAUCCCUUUUCUUCUCAGCGGGAAACAGGUGCAGAAAUGCUGUAAAAUAGACAGGACACAGUGUUAUUUGAUCCAGUUGCUUCAAAGGGACAUCGAUUAUGAAAGUCAUUCUGCGGCUGACAAAAACAAGUGCACAAUUUUGCAAUCCAACAGUUGGACAGAAAAGAAUGAAGGAACUGCUGUCAGUUCAGAAAAUGCCAGGAAUAAGGGAGCAGAGGUGCUGAAACCUGUGCGGUCGCUUGAUGUCGAUCCAGAAAUAGAAUCUGAAUUUUAUGUUCUGCGGCCAUCACUGAUACCUCCACUAGAAGAUUUGAUUGCCAGACAUAAAGCUUUAAGUACAGACUGUGAGACUAAAAGUGAAAGUUCAGAAACAUUAGUAAAUGUAAAAGAGACUCCCUCUGUUGGCACUAAUGGCACGAUGUGUUCAAUGUGGGGCAUUAGUGAUUUGGUGUUUAAGAACAUGCCUAUAAAUACAUGGGCCCUUCCUGUGUUUCAUGAACUUCUCUUCAAUGCUGUUCUCCCCUCAGAGCCUGAUCCACUCACAAUGUUAUGUGAACAUCUUGAAAAGUUGCUUGGUCCAUAUGGAGUCUCCUUGACGACAGAGCAAGAUGAGUUCUGCCUUAUGGCUCAACCAAUGGGUUUAGUCGGCAAAAUUCUUGCAAUUAAGGAAGGCGAAAGCCAUAGUUUUAUUAAUUUAUGCAUUAGCUUAAAUCUGGACUUACUUGCUGUGCUCCUAUUUGCACUUCCAGACUGGAGACUUUUGUGGUCACAUGAUCCUCGUUUUUAUAAGCAGUUCUCUCUACAGCCUUCACCGGGAACACCUUUCUGUCCUUUCUCUUUGUUCCCGGAACAUUUUAGGUUUGAUAUUAGCUUCUGGACAGGGCCCAGUUGGGAUGAAAGGAAGUUUUACUCUGUGGUCAGAGAGGCAAGCUGUGGUACUGUUCAACAAGUCAAACUUAUUGAUACAUUCUCACACCCAGACCUCAGCCAGACCAGUUACUGCUAUAGACUGGUCUAUCAUUCACAUACACAUGCACUUUCACAUACACAGGCCCUCCUCUUUCACAAACGACUGGAAACUGUGCUCUCAACAUGGUUGCAUGUUACGGUUAGAUAGGGUUUUGGUUUUAGAGGAAAUGUCUAUAUCUAUAAAUAUUUAGCUCACAGAAAAUAUAUGUAUAUCAAUGCUGUAACAAAAUUUAUUUCCAUGCAGUCCUUUAGAGUUGGACCAUCAGACAUUAUGUAGGGGUUUUCAUACAUUUCCUCUAAGAGCCACUUGAAACAAAAAUAGGUCAUGUCUGUUCCUGUGAGCAGCAGUAGUGACUAGCUUAUAUUUUUUAUCUGAUCACCAUCUCAUGCCUUAAUGCUGAACUAAAGUAAGACAUCCAAAUAGUUUGAUUGGACAAUGUUAUGGGCAUAUGAUGAAGCAAAGCUCACAAUUUUCGUUUUUCUCUGUACAUUUGUAUCCCUUUGCCUGGGAAACUUGAAAUGGAAUACUGAGGUGCAAGUUUGAGACCCAGUGUAAGCUAUUAGUUGAAGUUUUCUGCAUUCUCUUGUAAAAACAUGUGAUACACAGUUUAACUUGGCAAUAAAAUGGCUUUUAAUCUCG
Molecule: messenger RNA, 2894 nt
Organism: Boleophthalmus pectinirostris (great blue-spotted mudskipper)
Lineage: Eukaryota; Metazoa; Chordata; Actinopteri; Gobiiformes; Gobiidae
Gene: fdxacb1
Product: ferredoxin-fold anticodon binding domain containing 1
Exons: 5
Coding region: 324-2402 (692 amino acids)
Biological process (GO): rRNA base methylation
Cellular component (GO): cytoplasm
Molecular function (GO): rRNA (uridine-N3-)-methyltransferase activity
Source: RefSeq, a predicted model, not a curated record